AUGCACUCGCUGGUGGCACGUGCGGCGGAGGCGAUCUCUGCUGCCAAGCGCCUGCUGUCCGUGGUCUCUGAAACGACUUGGAAGGAGCGAUGUGAAUUUCUUGCAGGCCUCCAAUCCACACCAGCAUCGAAGAAUUGGUGGUACCUGCAGCAGGUGGUGUGGCUUUACCUGUCCACCUUGGGCCUGCAUGCUGGAUGGUGUUGGUCGGCGAAUUGGAAGAGGGAUGGCGAGCACUCGGAUCUCACCGCUUGGCUAGGUGGGCUGAAGACCGUGGGCUUCGGCUGCUUUGAUUUGUUGGCCCUGUUGGCCCUCAAGGCCUCUCGCCACGCCUAUGCCUUGCCACGGGUUCAGGAAUUGCUGGGCCAAGUGGCGGCGGAGCACAGUGAGCUCAUGGCCAAGAAGUGCUGUUGCUGGGGCUUUCUGCAAGCUUUGGUGCAGGCUCUCUAUUGGAUCCUCUUCAUUCACUCCAUCUUGCACAAGAAUGAACGCGACAUGGUCCGAGUGCUGCGCACGGCCUCCGGUGCUUUAGGGCUGGUGCUUUGCACCCCGGGGCUUUGUUGCGCCUUCUUCCCAGUGCUCUUGGGCUUGUCGGAGGCUGAAAGCAGGCUGUCAGAUUUGGCGAAAGGCAUCGAGCAAGGUCGAGUGCCACUGGAUGAUGUCUUGAGCAAAUACGCCGGGCUUGCUCACCAUGUCAAUCGCCUGGCGAAGGAACUCUCCUCCACCGUGAUGUGGCUCCUGCUGGCCUUCCUAGCCUAUACACUGAUGCAGUGCUGCUCAGUGUGGCUUUGGAUUGACAAGGUGAGCCUAGCGCCCUGCUCGGUGUAUGUCACCUAUGCCUUGGCAGUGCUUUAUGGAUCCACCUUUGCAAUAGGCCAUGCCUUGUUUGGUGGGGUGGAGCAGCAACAGUCGGAGAUUCGCUCCGCCUUGGCCAGUCGCCUUGUGCAAAGCCCGCAAGAUGCGCAGACGGCCGUGCUGGCGUCGUUGUACAUAAAGGAGCAACCCAUCAAGUGGAAAGUCCCAUUGAGUCCAAAGUGGCCAAUGGCGGGGACCUUUGAACGUUUCCAGGGCGCUCUCUUGGUGGGAAGCUGUGCAGGGAAGGUCGGCUUGCAGCUGAUCGAAGCGGGGCUCCAGGUGCAAAACGAGCUGUCUGAAGCGACGAAGUCCAAGCUGAAAGACAAGUUUAAGAAGUUGUCGCCAGACACACUCCUGGCCCGCCCGGACUCGGAGAACGUGAAGCAAAAGCAGAGGUCCUGGCCGUCCUGGCUGCCGCGAUUGCCAAGACUACAGCUACCUUGGAGGCAACUUUCAUUGCCGAAGAACAUGAUGCAGGUGGUGCAGUCCGCCGGACCCAAGAUCAACGCCAAAGCGCAUCAGCAGUCAAGCCCUGCCUUGGCCUUCGUGCCUGCAGGCUCGUCGGCGAAGGCGACCACCGGAUGGGCGGAUGGCCGGAUGGGACGAGUUGACGAGUGGACGAGUCAGACCUCGGUCUCGGGGCGGUUCCAAGAGCAGUUGAGCGGUACCCGCAGGGUGGCGGUCAAUACAUCGCACCAGGGUGAGCCGGGAUGUGAAGCGGCCAUCGGCCGUGCGUUUCAGAGUCAGAGGAGGUACAGCAACCAGGCCUACCCGGUGUUCCAGGGCGGUCACGAGCCCAGGUUCCCGGGUGGCACGGGUUACGCCACUCCGUUCACCAACGCUGUGCAGUGCUCGGGGUCCAAUCCCGAACUGGCGGGUGAUUAUCAAGAGCUCUUCAAGUUCAUCAUCAUUGGAGAUGAGGCUGUUGGCAAGACCUGCUUGUUGCUGCAGUUCACAGACAAGAGGUAUCGCACAACCCAUCAGGUGACCGUUGGUGUGGAGUUUGGCUCCCGCACGGUCGAGGUGGCGGGGUGCCGCGUCAAGCUGCAAUGCUGGGAUACAGCCGGCCAGGACCGCUUUCGGUCCAUCAUCCGCAGCUACUAUCGCGGUGCGGCUGGAAUGCUCCUGGUCUACGACAUUAGUCAGCGGGAUAGCUUUGACCACAUCCUGCAAUGGUUGAAAGAAGCCAAAGACAAUGCGGACCCGGACCUUGUGAUCACGCUGAUUGGCAACAAGGCUGACAAGGUCUGGAUUUUGGAUUGCAUCAUCGUGGAAUUCCGGUUGAAAGGGAGCCUGGAGUGA
Molecule: messenger RNA, 2154 nt
Organism: Durusdinium trenchii
Lineage: Eukaryota; Dinophyceae; Suessiales; Symbiodiniaceae
Source: the annotation of a GenBank genome assembly